Molecule: messenger RNA, 1141 nt
Organism: Zea mays
Lineage: Eukaryota; Viridiplantae; Streptophyta; Magnoliopsida; Poales; Poaceae
Product: Protein LURP-one-related 8
Exons: 1
Coding region: 121-801 (226 amino acids)
Source: RefSeq, marked provisional
CACAGUCAUAAGCUGCGAUUCCUCCCCUCUCCCUCCCUCUCUCUCUCUCUCUAGCUAGCCUCCGCCUUCCCAUCUGCCCACCAUUCUUAAAUCUUGAAACACCAAUCUGCCGAUCUAAGCAUGACGGCGAAGGUACACCCGAACGUGGCCGUGCCGUCUGUCGGGCUCGGGCAGCCGGCGGCGGUGGCGGUGGCGGUGUCGCCGCCGGCCGACGAGGAGCCGGUGACCCUAACGGUGUGGCGCAAGUCGCUGCUGUUCAACUGCAGGGGGUUCACGGUGUUCGACGCCCGCGGCGACCUCGUGUACCGCGUGGACACCUACGCCUCCGACUCCCGCGCGGAGGUGGUGCUCAUGGACGCCGCGGGCCGCCCCGUGCUCACCGUCCGCCGCAGGCAGAGGCCGAUCGGCCUCGGGCUGGGCGCCGACCAGUGGCUGGUGUACCCGGGCGAGGAGGCCCGGCGCCUGCCCCCGCUCUACGCCGUCAAGCGGCCGGCGGCGCAGUACAUGCGCGGCGGCGGCGGCGGCGCCAAGUCCAUGGCGCACGUCGCGGCUAGCUCUGGAGGCGCCGGCGCCGGCGGCGGCGGGUACGAGGUGGAGGGGUCGUACCUGCGGCGGCGCUGCACGGUGUACGACGAGCGGCGGCGGGCCGUGGCGGAGGUGCGCCCCAAGGAGGCCGUGGGCUCGGACGUGUUCCGGCUGGUGGUGCAGCCCGGGAUGGAGGUGUCGCUGGCCAUGGCCGUCGUCCUCGCGCUCGACCAGAUGUUCGGCAAGCCGUCGCUGCUCAGGAGCUGGUCCUCCUAGCGGAGCCUGUAUACCGCCCGGCCCGCCGUGCCGUUCCAUUGCCGUGGGUGCUUUGUUUCCCCUUCUUUAGCACCCCCAAACCCAAUUGUUUGGACCCGGGAGCACAACGAUUGCUCUCCAGGCUGCUGUAUUUUUCGUUCCCUUGUGUCUUUGAUACCAAAGCCGAUUAACUGGGGUCAAUUAGGAUGUGAACGUGGAUUGAAACUCCUCAUGGCGUGUGCGUGUGGUUCAGUAAAACCACGCACCUUGUAAUGAGGGAGCAAAGUGUAAAUUCUUCCCCAAAAAAAGGAACAAAAAAAAGAGGUUAGAGUAGGACAAUUCCCAUGUCUCUUUGUUUUCC